This is a messenger RNA of Onthophagus taurus, 1063 nucleotides long. RefSeq names its product neurogenic locus notch homolog protein 3. The record is from RefSeq and is a predicted model, not a curated record. NCBI's taxonomy places the organism in Eukaryota, Metazoa, Arthropoda, Insecta, Coleoptera, Scarabaeidae.
UACAGAUGCUGGUAGUUGCACUUCAAGUUACAUUGACGGACAAAAACGCGUUCUUCUGUGUUUUAAGUGCAAUGAGGAAAGUUGGAAACAUGUUUUAUUCUUUAUUAGUUUUGUUAUUAUUCAUUUCACAGGUGACCUCUGAAUGUGACACAAGCCAAAAAAGGCUCGGAUGUCGAAUACAAGGAAAAAGAUGUACGUGCGAUGAGUUUAGUUGCACCUCCGAAUACAGAUAUUCUUCAUUCGAAGAAUGCGAUAGUGCCUUAAGAGGUAAACGAGCGGAUAUUUGUCAUCCGAAUCCUUGUAUGCAUGGUGGCUCUUGUAUACAAGUGGCUCAACAGCCUGGUUUUAAAUGUCGGUGCGAGGGAACUGGAUUUUACGGCGAAAGAUGCAACCGAGCAUGUCCACGACCUACGAUACCUUAUAGAGACAUCAUUUUUCCGUACGAAUGCAUUGUGAUAUAAAAGUACAAAGAGAUAACAAGAGGAGUUAAUGGAAGAAGCACCAAAGAGAUAUUUUCGUACAUUAUAAUAUUAUAAAAUUAUUAAUUAGUUUAAUAAUUAAAAAAAAUAAAGCCAUUUUUUUUUUAAUUGGUAUUACUUAUAUAUAUUUAUUUUCUCGAAAAAAUUAAACAAUUUACAAAUAGAAAGAAUGAGAUAAUCCACGUGUAUUUUAAUAUUCUCGUUAUAUGUGUGUACCAAACUGCAUCACAGUACCCACACGCGUUUUUUUUCUCGUUAGUAUUUUCACUACACUUUUUCACCACUGGUUUUGGCGAGAUUAAUAAUAAUCGGGGGAGAUUAAAUUCGCGACGUUAGUUUUUAAUAUUAUAAUUAAGAUUUUUUUUUUAAUUUUCUAGCUUUCAAACUUGGCUUAUCACAGAAACGAUUCAUAAUAACGAUAAAUCAUAAAUUAAAUAUAAAAAAAAAAAAUAAUAGGUUUUGGUUUUGUUUGUUGCGCGUAACACGUUGUGGGUACUGGUUACUGAUAUUAGUAUUUUUAACUAAUCUUUUUUUUUAGUUUUUAGCAUUCAUCACACCUAAAUUGGGCACUAAAUAAAAAAAAA